Messenger RNA from Branchiostoma floridae (Florida lancelet), 1039 nucleotides. RefSeq names its product transmembrane protein 203-like. NCBI's taxonomy places the organism in Eukaryota, Metazoa, Chordata, Leptocardii, Amphioxiformes, Branchiostomatidae. The transcript has 2 exons. The coding region runs from base 278 to 685 and encodes 135 amino acids. Gene Ontology annotation, biological process: intracellular calcium ion homeostasis. Gene Ontology annotation, cellular component: endoplasmic reticulum. The record is from RefSeq and is a predicted model, not a curated record.
AAAUUUUGCAGCAGUCGCGGCGUUUUUCUUGGAAUAACGCUGGAUAAAAGGCAUCAAUAGACUCCAGUCACAAAGAGAGAGACUCUGGCAUCUUCUAGUGAUUCCGGAGUAGGCUGCUGCACCAUUUGAGUCCGAGUUUCGCGGUAGAAAACGCCAUAAUUUCCGAUGAUGGUGGAGCUAGGCAAACCACGAUAUCGUGUUGGGUUCCUGAAAAGAAAGUAGCAUUUUGUAAGAGCCAUUGCAGCGUCUCUUCGCAGUUAGACACUCGUGGCGAACCAUGCUGUUCUCACUGAAGGAAAUCAUCCAGUGGAUCGGUCUCUCCGCCUUCGAGCUGUGGCUCCACGUCGUCUCCCUCCUGGUCUUCAGCAUCCUCCUCGCCUUAAAGCUGGAGGGCGUACUCUCAACCACCUGGUGGACUGUGUUCAUCCCGCUGUUCGCCAGCGACGGUCUCCACGCCUACUUCUCCUCUAUUGUUUUCCUGAGACUGAACCUCGAGGGCGACCUGAGAACGGCCGGGAUCCGGACGGCUUGGAGUGCGGUCGUCUUGGUCCUUCCGUUCGCCUUCAAGAUGCUGCUGUGUCAGAAACUUGAAGACCAGAACAAUCUUACGUUCGCUAUGAUCAUGUCACCUGUAUUCAUUCUCCUUCAGGUGUUGAUGAUUAGAGCGUGCCAAGUGGGCAACUGAAGAAAGAGACUUUUACUGUAGCGAUUAAUUAUAAUAUAUUAUGUUUACCUUCAGUAUGUCAUUGUGAAGGCUUGUGUACAUGUCAUGUUGUAUGUAAAGUGAAAUCAAACCUUUCUGUAUCUAAUGUACAUGCACAAUACUUUGGUUGGGUAGGUAAAACUAAAGACAGUGGAAGGAGAGGGUUUGGCUCUGCCUUCCAAUACCGUGCCCUAGACACAGUGGAUAAUAACACACUGCCCCUACAGCCUCAAAAAGGCUAUGGAAACACCUUAUUGUAUCUACACUAUGGAUAUAUGUGUACAUGUGAGUGUAUAUAUUUUGUGAACCAAGUAAGAGUUCUGACUGUUAGUGUAA